UUUUCUUUCUUCUUAUUUCUCUCAUUCUUCUCCUAAAACUCUUGGGACUCCCUUUCUUUUUUCCCUUUCCCUCAACUUCAAAGAGCUAUAUCUAUUGCUUGAAACAGUAAGAGGUAUAUAGAGAUAGAGAAGAGAAGAGAGAUAGGUGUGGUGUUCAUGAUGAUCAGUGAAAGUUAGGCUAAACCCACUUUCUAUUUAUGUAUAAUUAGGUCAAUCACAUCACCAAUCUAACUUCUUUCCUCCUCCAAUUCUCCUCCUCUCCUUCCAAUUUUUAGGGUUUUGCUUCUCUUUUCUCAAUUCCAAAGUCAUCACCCCUCAAGAAGCUGUGAAUUCAUCUUUCAUUAUUCCCAUUUCUUGGAGAGAUCUGAAUUCCAAAGAUGAUGACGGAUUUGUCUCUCUCAAGAGAUGGAGAGGAAGAAGAAGAAGAAGAUGUGGAGAAGAAGCCUUCACAAGAAGAAGAAGAAGAAGCAGGAGCUAGAGAAGUGGCAGAGAGAGAGCACAUGUUCGACAAAGUGGUGACUCCAAGUGAUGUUGGGAAACUAAACAGACUCGUGAUCCCAAAGCAACACGCAGAGAGAUUCUUCCCUCUAGAUUCAUCCUCAAACGAGAAAGGUUUGCUUUUAAACUUUGAAGAUCUCACAGGAAAAUCUUGGAGGUUCCGUUACUCUUACUGGAACAGUAGUCAAAGCUAUGUCAUGACCAAAGGUUGGAGCAGAUUCGUUAAAGACAAAAAGCUUGACGCCGGAGAUAUUGUCUCUUUCCAAAGAUGUGUCGGAGACUCAGGAAGAGAUAGUCGUUUGUUUAUUGAUUGGAGGAGACGACCUAAAGUCCCUGACCAUCCUCACUUCUCCGCCGGAGCUAUGUUCCCUAGGUUUUACAGUUUCCCUUCUACGAGUUACAACCUCUAUAACCAUCAGCAGCUGCAACGUCAUCAUCACGGCGGUGGUUAUAACUAUCAUCAGAUUCCGAGAGAGUUUGGCUAUGGCUAUUUCGUUAGGUCAGUGGACCAGAGGAUGAAUAAUUCUGCGGCGGUGGUGGCUGAUCCGUUAGUGAUCGAGUCUGUGCCGGUGAUGCUUAACGGAGGAGCUAGUCAGGGGCUUGUUGGAACUGCCGGGAAGAGACUGAGGCUUUUCGGAGUUGAUAUGGAAUGUGGCGAGAGUGGAAUCACCAACAGCACGGAGGAGGAAUCCUCAUCUUCCGGUGGGAGUUUGCCACGUGGCGGCGGCGGUGCUUCUUCAUCUUCCUCUUUGUUUCAGCUGAGACUUGGAAGCCACAGUGAAGAUGAUCACUUGAUCUCUAAGAAAGGAAAGUCCUCGUUGUCUUUUGAUUUGGAUCAAUAAUGAUGAUUAUGAUA
This is a messenger RNA of Capsella rubella, 1354 nucleotides long. RefSeq names its product B3 domain-containing transcription factor NGA1. The record is from RefSeq and is a predicted model, not a curated record. Lineage: Eukaryota; Viridiplantae; Streptophyta; Magnoliopsida; Brassicales; Brassicaceae. The coding region runs from base 378 to 1340 and encodes 320 amino acids. Gene Ontology annotation, molecular function: DNA-binding transcription factor activity; DNA binding. The transcript has a single exon.